AUGGCACUCUUUCUGCUGCAGUUUCCAGGAAGCUUGGCCCCCGACGACCUUCUCUCCUGCAACUUUGUGGUGUUCCUCGGUUGCGCUUUGGACGACCCCACGUGGAAGGACGCAGCGGUUGACCUUCGUUGCGUGGGAGUAAGCCUUCUUUCGAAGCCAGAGGUGGAGCUGUGGCUGCAGUGUGGCGGCGACAUGGGCUUUCGCGACAGUUUUGGGACUGCACUGGUGGACUUGCUUAUCGAUGACGAGGCGAGGAAGUUUCUCGAAAGCGCCGAGCUUUCCCAAGAGCAGGCUGAGCUCGCGCCAGACUGGAGCUCAUGGGUGGUUUGUGCAGUUGCUCUUCUUGCAGCAGUAGCUGCUGUGGCCCUGGAACGGGCAGCCGCUAAACGAUGCGGAGUGGACGCAGGCUGUGACGAAGAUGUAUACCAGGAAGGGGCCAAACGCAUGGUGGCAAGGGCAUUUGCAAGAUGUGUUUGGUUUUCUUUUCUCUGGCGCCUUCUUGAGGUCAUUGUGGCACGGCUGUGGUAUGGUGGCGCCGUGGCCAACUUUGAUCCGAGGUUCUGGUUUCCGCUGGCGACGUUCUUCUACUUGGCACCAGCCAUUGCAAUCUAUGGGCCCAAGAAGCUCCUGCAGCACCCAGUCCUGGUACUUGCAUCAAGCAGUCCUGCAGCCUAUGUCGCGGCCCUUGUGCGCGCGCUUGUGCUGGAAGGGCUGCAUCUCGUGGCUGUAUUUUACCUGUGGGCUCUCCCCGGUGUUGACCAUCAGAUGCUGGAGGGACUGUUGUCGCCUGGGUUGAACCAAAACCUUCUUGAGUUGGGCUCAAGGGUGCACAACGUGUGGAAGGACACGCACAACAGCCUGCAGAGCCACUGGCUCUUUCAGUGGGCAGGGCCUGUAACACCCUUCGAGUUUUGGGAGUUCGACAAUCAUUCAGCCAUGGCCUGUGUUUUCCUGUUGGUUUUCCUCUUGUCUUUGCAUCUCGUCGGGGGGCUCCUGCGAUUCUGCCUGCCGCGAACUUCGCAGAAUUGGCAGAGUUGCGGCGGAAAGGCGCAGGUUGUCGACAUGCAGCAGGCAGCCACAGAGCUCCUCAAACUUCAACCAGGACAGUUCGCUGAGGUGAGCCAGGGGAUCAAGCCAGUCCGAGGUUUUUCCUGGCUUGGGGGCGGGCUUUAUGUCAAGCUGCUCGUCAUGCUCCUUGAUGUGGGCUUGGACAUCAACACCAUCCUUGUCUUCCUGUCUGGGAAGCAGUACGUCGUUGCUGGCCUUGUGGCGUUCGUGAUAGCUCGUAUAACGCAGAUGUACAUCCUGAAGCCGUGGAACCUGUUGCAGGCAGUCAAGGACAGCGUGGCGCGAGGCAUCCUGCGCCGAGAUCUCCUUCACUUCAUGGAAGAAGAACAGCGAUCCGAGGCCUUCUUUUGCGCAAUUUUCACGGGCUACUCCCUUUUUUUCGUUGUCACCGCCGGCGAGAUGCUUAUCCAGUAUGUGAGCUUGUGGAUGAGCUUGAUUUCUUUCGCCAGCUACAUGGUUCAAGUUUGCGACCUCGACUUCCACCUCUCGCUAGCACUGGCACUGAUGCACCACAAGAACCCGGCAGCGCCGACGUAG
Molecule: messenger RNA, 1605 nt
Organism: Symbiodinium natans
Lineage: Eukaryota; Dinophyceae; Suessiales; Symbiodiniaceae
Source: the annotation of a GenBank genome assembly